Molecule: messenger RNA, 677 nt
Organism: Salvelinus sp. IW2-2015
Lineage: Eukaryota; Metazoa; Chordata; Actinopteri; Salmoniformes; Salmonidae
Source: RefSeq, a predicted model, not a curated record
CCAACUCCUCGGGCAUGACCUCUCUGACCUCUCUGGGCACUCUGCAGGGCCUGGCUGGCGCCACCAUGGGUCUGAACAACAUUAAUGCACUAGCAGGUAGCGUCAACAUUGCACAAAUGCUCUCAGGUAUGGCGGCCCUGAACGGAGGCCUGGGCGGCGUGGGGCUGACCAACGGCACGGCGGGCACCAUGGACGCGCUCACACAGGCCUACUCAGGGAUCCAGCAGUAUGCAGCCGCAGCCCUGCCCACCCUCUACAGCCAGUCCCUGCUGCAGCAGCAAGGUGCCGCCGGCAGCCAGAAAGAGGGGCCUGAAGGUGCCAACCUGUUCAUCUACCACCUGCCCCAGGAGUUUGGGGACCAGGACAUCCUGCAGAUGUUCAUGCCUUUUGGAAARGUGGUCUCUGCCAAAGUCUUCAUUGACAAACAGACAAACCUGAGCAAGUGCUUCGGCUUCGUCAGCUAUGACAAUCCGGUGUCGGCGCAGGCAGCCAUCCAGGCCAUGAACGGCUUCCAGAUCGGCAUGAAGAGGCUGAAGGUGCAGCUCAAYCGCUCCAAGAACGACAGCAAACCKUACUGAUCUUAGCACUAGGGCCUAUCUGCUCCCAUGUUACCACUGCUAGGGUAAGUCCCCAUACGAGCCACGACRUCUACACAGGYACUGGGGGAGGGAAGUYGA